CCCCUCCUCCCGGCCCGGGGCCGCCUCUCCGGCCCUGCGCCCCGUCGGCGGCAGCGACGUGGUGCGGUGCUGUGCGGUGCUGUGCGGUGGCGGAGGCUCAGCCAUGUGGGUGGCGGUGCUGCUGGCGCUGCUGGCGGCGGCGGGGGCGCAGUACGAGCGCUACAGCUUCCGCAGCUUCCCGCGGGACGAGCUGAUGCCGCUGGAGUCGGCCUAUCGCUACGGGCUGGACCAGUACAGCACCGAGAACUGGCCCGAGAGUGUCAGCUACCUGGAGGUCAGCAUGCGGCUGUACCGCCUGCUGCGCGACAGCGAGGCCUUCUGCCACCGCAACUGCAGCACGGCCGGGCAGCCGUCCCCCGCGGCCCCCGCUGCCCCCGGCGCGGCGCUGGAGGAGCUGCGCCUCCUGUCCGGGGUGCUGCGGCGGGCGCAGUGCCUGCGGCGCUGCAAGCAGGGGCUGCCCGCCUUCCGACAGGCGCAGCCCGGCCGCGACCUGCUCCAGGAGUUCCAGCGCCGCGAGCCCUACAAGUACUUGCAGUUCGCCUACUUCAAGGCUAAUAAUCUUCCAAAAGCUAUUGCAGCAGCUCACACAUUUCUUCUGAAGCAUCCAGAUGAUGAAAUGAUGCAAAGAAAUAUGGCCUACUAUAAGAGCAUACCUGAUGCUGAGGAGCAUAUUAAAGACUUGGAGACAAAGCCUUAUGAGAAUCUCUUUGUCAGGGCUGUGAGAGCGUACAAUGGCGACAAUUGGCGGACAUCCAUCUCGGACAUGGAACUGGCUCUUCCAGAUUUCUUCAAAGCUUAUGAUGACUGCAUAGCAGCCUGUGAAGGCUCCCGAGAGAUCACAGAUUUUAAAGACUUCUAUCUUUCCAUUGCAGAUCAUUAUAUUGAAGUCCUUGCAUGCAAAGUGCAGUGUGAGAGCAAUCUGACACCCAUUAUAGGAGGCUUUGUCGUUGAAAAAUUUGUGGCCACCAUGUACCAUUACUUGCAGUUUGCAUAUUAUAAAUUGAAUGACAUGAAGAAUGCAGCUUCAUGUGCUGCUAGCUACCUUCUGUUCGACGCAAAAGAUGAAGUAAUGAAACAGAACAUGGUCUACUACCAGUACCACAAAGACAAAUGGGGACUUAAAGAGGAGGAUUUUCAGCCCAGAUCGGAGGCAGUUCGAUACCACAACAUUACCACACUCCAGCUGGAAAUGUAUGAAUUUGCAAAGGAACAUCUGAUGGAUGAUGAUGAGUAUGGAAAACAUUCUGGUAUCUCUGGUUCUUCACAUUUUUGCUGCAUUGAAGCAUGGCUUUGUGAAGAUCUGUGGCUGAAAAUGGAGAAGGGUGAAGUUGUGGAAUUCCUUGAUGAGCUGUUAGAAGUGGAGGAAAAAAAGGAAUCCUGAUGAGUGAAACCACCACAAAGUAUUUUACAGAAGUGAAGACUCACCAUUGCUCCUUACUAUUGUUUUUGAUCACCUGUAGUUCCAGUUAGAUAUACCUCAAAGGUGCUUCUUUAUGCUGCACUUUCUAUCCCAAGAAAAUCCACUCCUGAAAGGUCACUUCCAUGCUGCACUGACUCUUCUGUGAGCAUGGCUUUUCACUGUGCAGGACUGGUGCACAUGAGUUUCCCCCUCGAGCUUUCUUUCCCUUACACAAACACAACAAAACAGACUGUUUCUGUUUUCUGGGAUAACACUAAGGUUCUUCAUUUUGGUGCUGUUCUACUAAGUUGUAGCAGUACAGCUAAAUUCUCAAGAACUUUUGUCAGGUUAUGAACUAUGGAAGACAUAACAGUUCCUCUUUCUGAGCUAUGAAUUGUAUUAUUUAUAUAUGUCUUUUUAUAUGAUGUUGAAUAAAGUGUUGAUGAAUCCUGGUGCACCUGAAAGAUAGUAAGGUACAUUGAAAUAGCUGAAAUAAGGUGAUUAACAAAGCACAACUAAUGACCUUGUAAACAUUGCUUAAAGAAUUCUGAAAGCAGUGUUGGUCUUUCUUGAAAUCUAAAUUAAAUUCCAUUAUGUGAAACUGAGAAUAAAAAUAAUUUUUGCUUCCUA
Molecule: messenger RNA, 2029 nt
Organism: Parus major (Great Tit)
Lineage: Eukaryota; Metazoa; Chordata; Aves; Passeriformes; Paridae
Gene: CRTAP
Product: cartilage associated protein
Exons: 9
Coding region: 104-1381 (425 amino acids)
Biological process (GO): collagen fibril organization; peptidyl-proline hydroxylation to 3-hydroxy-L-proline
Cellular component (GO): endoplasmic reticulum
Molecular function (GO): collagen binding; protein binding
Source: RefSeq, a predicted model, not a curated record